This is a messenger RNA of Penaeus monodon (black tiger shrimp), 1216 nucleotides long. RefSeq lists its product as uncharacterized. The record is from RefSeq and is a predicted model, not a curated record. Bases 118 to 1143 code for a protein of 341 amino acids. Lineage: Eukaryota; Metazoa; Arthropoda; Malacostraca; Decapoda; Penaeidae. The transcript is spliced from 8 exons. Gene Ontology annotation, molecular function: pigment binding.
UGUCGUCUCCAUCCCUUUCUUCGUUGUUCUUCCCCCAUCUUCCUACGCCUUCUCUGCCGUUCAUUUCACCUCGCCUGUUCUUCCUCCGAGCCCCCUGCGGUUUGGUGGAGCCCGACCAUGAGAGGGGCGUCGCUCCCUUACGCCGUCGUGGUCGCGGGCGUCGUAGCGGUGGCCGAGGGGCUGUUUGGCAUCCCGGAGUUCCUGGAGCUCGGGGGCUGUGCCAAUGUGACUCUCAUGGAAGACUUCGAUCCCGUUAAGUACCAAGGGCUGUGGUUCGACAUCGCCAGCGUACCCAACGAAUACCAGGUGACGAAGCAAUGCAUUAGUCAGAAUUACACGUGGACAGGCAACGAAAUGCGAGUGCUGAGCAGAGGCCUGUCCGCAGACGGGAUGAAGGUGCGCCAGGGGAUGUACAUGGUGCCGGAGGAGUUCGAAAGCCCAACAAAUCCAGCUCAUAUGACUGUUAUUAUGGAUGGGAUGCCGGAGUCGCCCUAUGAGGUCAUCUCCACGGACUACACCACUUACUCAUGCGUUUACUCUUGCCUCGAGUAUUUCGGCUUCAGGGCUGAGUUCUUCUGGCUGUUCAGCAGAACGCCGUGGGUUUCCAGCUGGGCCAAGGAGACGUGUCAACAGGAACUCGAGGAUAUGGGUAUCGAUCCCUCCAAAAUGCUCGAUAUGUCAUCUCCACGGACUACACCACUUACUCAUGCGUUUACUCUUGCCUCGAGUAUUUCGGCUUCAGGGCUGAGUUCUUCUGGCUGUUCAGCAGGACGCCGUGGGUUUCCAGCUGGGCCAAGGAGACGUGUCAACAGGAACUCGAGGAUAUGGACAUGCCCCUACAGCAGCAGACUGGAUGCCAUUCUAGAAGAGAAUAGAAAAUUCAUGAUGCAGAACAUAGGGGGUCGAAUUCCUGUGGCCACCGCCCCCAGCCCGACCAAUUUCAGUAUGGGAGACGAGGGCGGAAUGGAAACUGAUGAAGAAUUAAUAACCCCAAGGAAAACAACACCGAUUAACACAGCUCAAAAAGACGGAGGCCCAGACCCGGAACCUGGGGUCACAGACGCCGCCGAGACCACAACUGCCACCAAGGUCGUUUGCCUGCUGGCUCUUAGCGUGGCUCUCCUCCCCGUUGUGGCUCGAUAACCUUCGUUUCACAGGACAGGGAGUGGGGGUCGAGGACAAGGGGAGGGGGUCGAGGACAGGGAGUGGAACUCGA